Molecule: messenger RNA, 2214 nt
Organism: Venustampulla echinocandica
Lineage: Eukaryota; Fungi; Ascomycota; Leotiomycetes; Helotiales; Pleuroascaceae
Product: putative U3 small nucleolar RNA-associated protein 25
Exons: 3
Coding region: 1-2214 (737 amino acids)
Biological process (GO): maturation of SSU-rRNA from tricistronic rRNA transcript (SSU-rRNA, 5.8S rRNA, LSU-rRNA)
Cellular component (GO): nucleolus; small-subunit processome
Molecular function (GO): rRNA binding; U3 snoRNA binding
Source: RefSeq, a predicted model, not a curated record
AUGGCAUUCCACGGAAAUCGAGGCGGCUCCCGAGGGCGAGGUUCUGGAUCCAGUGGUUCUCGAGGCCGCGGACGUGGAGGCGGAGGUGUUCGGGGAGGUGGUGGUGGAGGUGGUCGCGGACGGGGAGGUGGUGGAUUUAGAGCCAAACGUCCUGUUUUCGACAGCGCACGAAUUGCGAAGCAGGAAGAAGCGAACGCUGGCCAAGACUCAGAGUCCGAGAAUCCGUCUGAAGAGGAGGAUGACAAGUCGCCUAGCGAAGACGAAUCUACCGAUGAAGAGGAUGAACCACUCCCGGCAGUGCGACCUUAUUCGGCGCUUAUACAAAGUCUCGCUGCUGGUUCUGCACCACAAGCCAAAAGAAGGAAAUUAGACCAUCCCCAGCCGGGAAAGCCAGCGGAGACUGUGUCUGACGAUAGCUCAGAGAGACUGGAGAAACUCUCCGACGAGACUGAUGAUGUGGACGAGGAAGAAGAGGGUCCAGACACUACAGCUGAUGCCCUGCUAGAUGAUGAUGAGGAGGAAGACUCUGAAGAUUCUUUGGACCCUUUUGAAGUCCAUUUCGCAAACCCAGAUGGAAACCUGUUGUCGCAGAAACUGAAGGCUCUGCAGCUGAACCAAUGGGCGACACAAAAGCUAAUUCUCCCAAAAGUUGGGAAGGCUGUUUUCAGCACUCCUCAGGAAGUGGAUCAGAAAACGGUCGCCCUGGCACCCUCGGUAUCUAGCCCUGCUGACCUGAAGUUAAAGCUAAAGCUAGCUGGGGCCGUGGCAAAACAAUGGCCCGAGUUCAACCAUAUGGAGAAAAGUAUAGCGGCAUAUAUGUUCAACUACCAAGACAUAUUGUAUUGUGAGCGAAAGCCUUCUAAUUCGGAGGAACUACGCCGGCUAACUUGCCUACACGCUGUCAACCAUGUGUUCAAAACCCGAGACCGUGUUAUCAAAAACAAUGCCCGCCUCGCAAAGGAAGGGAGCGAUGAUCUUGAGUUAAGGGACCAGGGUUUCACCCGGCCCAAAGUCCUGAUGAUCCUGCCUACCCGUCAGUCCUGCUGUCGAAUGAUAGAUGCCAUCACGUCUAUAUGCCCGCCAGAACAGCAAGAGAAUCGCAAACGCUUUGAAGAUUCGUAUGUUGAGAAGGGCGAAAAAUUCUCAGCUGACAAGCCCGAGGAUUUCAGCGAAUUAUUCGAAGGAAACGACGAUGAUAUGUUCCGCCUUGGUCUAAAAUUCACACGGAAAACCAUCAAGUAUUUCUCUCAGUUCUACAACUCCGAUAUUAUAUUUGCAAGCCCGCUGGGCUUGCGCAUGGCCCUCGAAGGAAAAGAUGACAAGAAGGGCGAUUACGACUUCUUGAGCUCUAUCGAAAUGAUUAUAGUUGAUCAGGCGGAUGCUCUGCUAAUGCAAAACUGGGAGCACGUGGAAUACAUCUUUGAGCAUCUCAAUAUGCAGCCAAAGGAGGCCCAUGGCUGCGACUUCAGCCGCGUCCGGUCCUGGUAUCUGGACAACAAUGCCAAAUACUUCCGCCAAGUCAUUGCACUCGCUGGGUUCAACACACCUGAACUCAAUACCCUGUUCUACAAUCAAUCAACCAACUGGGCAGGCAAAGUCAAAAUCAGUGAUACCUACUCUGGGGCUAUCCAAGAACUGGGCUUGAAAAUCAAACAGACCUUUUCCCGGUUAGAAUCUCCUUCUUUCGCUACGGAUCCAGACGCUCGUUUCACCUACUUCACAUCCGCUAUAAUCCCAUCCCUGACUCGCCGUGCGAAAGAUACUGCUGGCACUCUUAUGUUCAUUCCUUCCUACCUGGAUUUCGUCCGAGUGAGAAAUUAUUUAUCAACAUCUACUACGACUAGCAGCUUGUCCUUCGGCAGUAUCUCAGAGUACACCUCUGUGAGAGAUGUAGCUAGGGCAAGAUCGCACUUCUUCACCGGACGACAUAGUGUCCUGCUGUAUACCGAACGAGCCCACCAUUUUAGGAGGUACCAGGUGCGGGGGGUUAGAAAAGUAAUCAUGUACGGGUUACCUGAUAAUCCAGUCUUCUACAAGGAGAUAGUUGCAGGAUACCUAGGUCGAAGUGUGCAAGAAGGGAAGCUGGCACCAGGAGAGGGAAGUGUAAGGGCCAUCUUCUCAAAAUGGGAUGUACUGAAGCUGGAGAGAAUUGCUGGGACUGAGCGAGUAGGAAAGAUGCUCAGAGACAAAGGGGAUACAUUUGAUUUCCUGUAG